AUGUCCUCAUUCCUCUUCAACUUCGCAAUCGAAGACGUUCUGUCGAGUGCUCUGAAAGACUUCCAACAUGUUGGCUUAGAGCUUCUACCGGGUGAGUGCGCGAGCGACUUAGAUUAUGCUGAUGAUAUCGCCUUAGUUGGUGACGAUCCUCAGAGUACGCAACUCAUUCUGGAUCGUUUGGCGGUUGAAGCAUCUAAGUAUGGCAUGAGCUUCGCCCCAGUGAAAAGUACUGCUCAAAGCUUGGCUUUCACCUGCUCCCGUGCUCACUCUCAAAUGUGGACAACUUGA
Molecule: messenger RNA, 288 nt
Organism: Dicrocoelium dendriticum
Lineage: Eukaryota; Metazoa; Platyhelminthes; Trematoda; Plagiorchiida; Dicrocoeliidae
Source: the annotation of a GenBank genome assembly